AAUAAUAUAAUUAUUUUGUGAGUUUAUUGAUUUAAAUCGAACAAACCGUUCGUCUUUAGCCAACUCGUUGAAAUUUUAUCGGUGAAGUGGAUAUGUGAUACAUUACAACUUGUAGAACAAUCGCGUAAACUAGUGUACGAUUGAGGUUAGCUAUACACAAGCACUCUGCUUAAGAUGUGUGUUCGCAUAUGGCUAGAGGUGGGGCACGCUUGCGAACCGCGCCGCUCCGCCACUGGCCGCGCUCUGGCACUGGACUGGCGAGUGUGGGUGCGUGGCGUCAGCGGCCACGAUAUUAGCACCUUCGUACACAAAGUCGUUUUCCACUUGCACCCCGCCACAGCUUUCGUGUAUCCCAAAAGAGUGCUCCAGGAGCCGCCAUACGAAAUCCAAGAGUCUGGCUGCGCCUCCAUCGACAUACCGAUACAUGUGUACCUGAAAUACAGCAACAGGCCAAAGAAAAUUCGUCUGAGAUACAGUCUGCAGAUCGAGAACAACAGCAAGAGCAACUCAGAGUCACGGUGCAUUUACUACGACUUCGAGAACCCGUCGGAGCAGCUGUGCGAGGCACUCAUGAGCGGCGGCGGCGAGGUGGUGGCCCGCGCCGGCGCGCCCGACGCCGGCCAGAAGCUGGUGGUGCUGCUGUCCGACGGCGGCGAAGACCCGCCCGCGCCCGCGCCCACUCCCGUGCCGGCCAAGCUGCACAAGGCCAAGAAGUACAAGUUCGUCGAGCCCGUGCAGUGCAAGCACAACGCCAAGAAACGCAAGUCUUAUAUAUUCGAAGAGAUUUGCUCAAAAUGUGGUCAUUCCAUUUACGUCGACUUCAGAAAACAACUACGCUCGGUGGCCAUGACCGAGGACGAGAUAAACUGCGUAUCACAGUUGUAUUUAUCGUACACUAGUUAUCAGAAGUCGGUGGAUGCGUUAAUUCUGCCGCCGAUGACGGACCCGAUAUACAGAGUGCCCAAGUUACCCAAAUCUUUGAGGAAAGCUCUAAAAGAAGUCGAAGAAGACUACACGAUGCUAUGAGCCAAAAAGUGCCUUCUGUUCGUCUACAAAUCAGUGCCGUGUUGUGAUAUUACUGGUGCCAUCAGAGACUUAUUGCAUGUGAUGCAAACAUAAUUAUCGUUAGACUAGACAACUCUGUUUAGUGAGCAUAAUAUUAAUUAUUUGUAAAGAAUCUAUAUUUUAAAGACUAUUUACUUUGGUUGUUCGAAUGUUGGUCGUUUAACUUAUUAAGUUUAUUAAAUUAGAAUUACCAUAAUCUAGUAACACUGAAAUACGUGCGCUGUGAGUAAGAUCUCAAUAACGUAAGAGAGGUAUCUAUUUUAAUUUGUAUCUGUUUCAUAUUAUAUUUUAUUUUAUUAUUAUCUACGUAUAGGAUAUGAGAUAACUUAACAGUUGGGGUUGUGAGUUACGUAAUUUAAGCUGAAUGUAUUGUGUUGAUUUGUAUUUUGUUAUCGCACACAUAAAAAGUGCCUAUCGAUAGAUUACGAUUGUUUAACAGGGUAUUAGGCAUAACGAGUUAAAUAAUCAAGAUUCAAGAAUGUAAUCACUUGCACAGCUACGUUUUCACUUGUAUUGGAUAUAAACUAUUUAUAAUGAAGUUAAUACUAAAACGCUAUUGAAAGGUCAUACUUUUCAUACUGUUGAGUUUGUUUCUACACACUAAGAAGUUAGAUAUUUUAUCAUAUGGACGAAAGAAGACUUUGUUACAUAAAUAAAAAUAUUCAUGUUUUAAAA
Trichoplusia ni (cabbage looper) is the source of this 1740-nucleotide messenger RNA. RefSeq lists its product as uncharacterized. Lineage: Eukaryota; Metazoa; Arthropoda; Insecta; Lepidoptera; Noctuidae. The record is from RefSeq and is a predicted model, not a curated record. The coding region runs from base 175 to 1026 and encodes 283 amino acids. The transcript is spliced from 3 exons. Gene Ontology annotation, biological process: regulation of DNA-templated transcription. Gene Ontology annotation, cellular component: super elongation complex.